Molecule: messenger RNA, 3537 nt
Organism: Diceros bicornis minor
Lineage: Eukaryota; Metazoa; Chordata; Mammalia; Perissodactyla; Rhinocerotidae
Gene: CDK15
Product: cyclin dependent kinase 15
Exons: 14
Coding region: 68-1375 (435 amino acids)
Biological process (GO): protein phosphorylation
Cellular component (GO): cytosol; nucleus; cytoplasm
Molecular function (GO): cyclin-dependent protein serine/threonine kinase activity; cyclin binding; ATP binding
Source: RefSeq, a predicted model, not a curated record
AACCAGGACACGAGAGGCAGAGGGGGAGAGGCUCAAGCGUGGGUUUUCUCCUUGAACCUAGAAGAUUAUGGGUCAAGAGCUGUGUGCGAAGACUCUCCAGCCUGGAUGCAGCUGCCGUCGCUGUGGGGAGGGAGGCAAUGCACACAGCUGUCAGAGGAGUGUGCCCGUGACGACCGAGGCUGCGAUUGAGCUAACAGAUCUAAAGGAAGCAUCAUGUUCCAUGACUUCAUUUCACCCCAGGGGACUUCAGACUGUCCGUGCCCAGAAGUUCAAGAGUAAAAGGCCACGGAGUAACAGUGAUUCUUUUCAGGAAAAGGAUCUGAGACAGGGUUUUCAGUGGAGGAAGAGCGUCCCUUUUGGGGCAGCCUCGUCUUACUUGAGCUUGGAGAAGCUGGGUGAAGGUUCUUAUGCUACAGUUUACAAGGGGAUUAGCAGAAUAAAUGGACAGCUAGUGGCUUUGAAAGUCAUCAGCAUGAAUGCAGAGGAAGGAGUCCCAUUUACAGCUAUCCGGGAAGCUUCUCUGCUGAAGGGUUUGAAACAUGCCAAUAUUGUGCUCCUGCAUGACAUAAUCCACACCAAAGAGACACUGACGUUCGUUUUUGAAUACAUGCACACAGACCUGGCCCAGUAUAUGUCUCAGCACCCGGGAGGCCUUCAUCCUCACAAUGUCAGGCUUUUCAUGUUUCAACUUCUGCGGGGCCUGGCGCACAUCCACCACCAACACAUUCUUCACAGGGACCUGAAACCUCAGAACUUACUCAUCAGUCACCUGGGAGAGCUCAAACUGGCUGAUUUUGGUCUUGCUCGGGCCAAGUCCAUUCCCAGCCAGACAUACUCUUCAGAAGUUGUGACCCUCUGGUACCGCCCUCCUGAUGCCUUGCUGGGAGCCACUGAAUAUUCCUCUGAACUGGACAUAUGGGGUGCAGGCUGCAUCUUUAUUGAAAUGUUCCAGGGUCAACCUUUGUUUCCUGGGGUUUCCAACAUCAUUGAACAGCUGGAGAAGAUCUGGGAGGUGUUGGGAGUCCCUACGGAGGAUACUUGGCCUGGAGUUUCCAAGCUACCUAACUACAAUCCAGAGUGGUUCCCACCGCCUAAGCCUCAGAGCCUUCAGAAUGUGUGGAACAGGUUGGGCAGGGUUCCUGAAGCCGAAGACCUGGCCUCACAGAUGCUGAAAAGCUUCCCGAGGGACCGCGUCUCGGCGCAGGAAGCGCUGGCUGACGGUUAUUUCAGCGCCCUGCCGGCUCAGCUGCGCCAGCUUGCUGACGAGGAGUCUUUGUUUACGGUCUCAGGAGUGAGGCUAAAGCCAGAAAUGUGUGACCUUUUGCCCUCCUACCGGAAAGGUCGUCACCCAGGCCGGCUUAGGAAAGGCUGGUGAAAAGAAAGGCGACGUCACCAAGAUCCUUCCAGGGCUACAUUACUGCUAUUUCAGUUUUAAUAUGCUUGAGUUUACUAAGAAGCUUCAAAUCUAACUCCACACUGGACCAGGGGUUUUAUACCAUCACCUGUGACCUGAAAUCUUUUAAAUAUGAGAUCCAAGGCAAUGGUCAUAAUACUUGAAGAAAAAGCAAUAGAAGGUUAUUGCUAUUGUCAUUUGCCUAAAAUUUAAAGGUGAUUGGCUCAAAAAUUAGACAUAGACUGAAAUAGUCUGAGAAGAGAACUUCUGAAUAACUUCAUCCAUUUUGUGAUUUGAUAGAGAGACUUCUGGGCUGGAAGGACCACAGGAUGGAUGGAGACUGACAACUGAAAGAAUUGGGAGCCAGAGCUGGUGCUUAGAGAGGCCUGUCCCUCCUGUGUUCACUCACAAUUUCUCCCAACAAAAGGACUUCUGUGGCAAGGAGAGGAUUAGUCUAAAGUUUAGAAAAAGUCUCCAGGAAAGAUGGUUUCUUGGGUAAAGUUGUCGACAGAAAGACUUGCUUAAGACUCUUUGUUAUGAUUUCCUAGGGGGCGCUUCCUCCUUCCCUAACUGGAUUAUAAACACAUUACCACCCCACCCCAGCCAGAUUUGAGGAGUUUGGAUUGAGCUGCUGGUUAGAAUUAAAUUUCGAGCUAUCUCCUCUUUCUACUGAAUCCUAAUUGUCUGUGAUGAUAGCAGAAGUGAUGAGGAAUCUAAGCUCUGAUUUGAUGGUAGAGAUACUGAAUAAAUAGAUAGGAGCAAAGAAUUGCAAAGACGUAAUUCAAGCCCUGUUGCACCAUCAGACACACGUGCAUGUGUGCACUCACAUAACCAUCAAAUAAAAUGAGAGAUCUGUCUCGGCUAGCUUAGGUAUCACUUUUUACAAUGACUCAUUCUGAAAGAAGCCAGGGAAAUUCAAAUUACUUUGUCUAGGGAUCGUCUACUCAGAAAAUGUAGUAGCCUAGAAACCAGAGACCUCUAUAUAUCCUUUAGAAAAACAAAGAGGAACUAAUUAAGAGAGAAUUAAACAGUAGUACCUAUCCACCCAAAGUCUGAGAUGGAAGAAGGAAAAAUGCAUACAAACAGUCCAAAGAAAUCUACCUUAGUGAGUAUUUGAUGUUAGAAAGGCAUUUGACAAAGCCUGUCCAGAUAUACCUGAAAGAUGAAACCAUGUGGGCUGGUUGAUGGGGCAGAUGUCUGUGCUCAAAGAAUGGUGGUCAUGCAGCCUAGAGACAGGCCGAUAGUGGUGUGGUACAAGGUUUGGUCUUGAGUCCCAUUCUGGUCAAAUAUUUUUAUUAAUCACUUGAACAAAAUCAGAGAAGGUGCAUGAUUUAUUUAUACAACUCGUUGAAGUAAGUACUGUUAUCAUUAAUUUAUUAUUUCCAUUUUACAAAAGAGGAAACUGAGGCUCAGAGAAGUUAAAUAACUCCUCCAUGGUAGUACACCAGAGUUAGGGUACAAAUCUCAGAUCUGGCUGUCUCCAAUAUCUGUGAUCUUUCUAGUAAUCACAUACCUAUCAAAUCUGCAGAAUACUCAACUCUUGAAGAGGCAGCUGAUAUUUAGCAUUAGACUAUGAUUCAAAAGACUGAGACCUUGCUAAAAGCUAAUGUGUACCACUACACAUCUAUUAGAAUGGCCAAAUUCUGGAACACUGACAACUCGAAAUGCUGAUGAGGAUGUGGAGCAACAGGAACUCUCACUGGUUGUUGCUGAGAAUGCAAAAUGGUAGAGCCACUUUGGAAGAGUUUGGUGGUUUCUUACAAAACUAAACAUGCUCUUACCAUAGAUCCAGCAACCGUGCUCCUGGAUAUUUACCCAAAGGAGCUGAAAACUUAUGUCCACACAAAAACCUGCACACAGAUGUUUAUAGCAGCUUUAUUCAUAAUUGCCAAAACUGGGUAACAACCAAGAUGUCCUUCAGUAGGUGAAUGGAUAAAUAAACUGUACUACAUCUAGACAAUGAAGUAUUAUUCAAUGCUAAAAAGAAAUGAGCUUUUCAAGUCAUGAAAAGACAUGGAGGAAACUUAAAUGCUUAUUACUACGUGAAAGAAGCCAAUCUGAAAAGGCUACAGAUUGUAUGAUUCCAACUAUAUAACAUUCUGGAAGAGGCAAAACUAUAGAGACAGUAAAAAGAUCAGUGGUGG